Spinacia oleracea (spinach) is the source of this 549-nucleotide messenger RNA. Its product is annotated as pentatricopeptide repeat-containing protein At2g13420, mitochondrial. Bases 1 to 549 code for a protein of 182 amino acids. Lineage: Eukaryota; Viridiplantae; Streptophyta; Magnoliopsida; Caryophyllales; Amaranthaceae. Gene Ontology annotation, biological process: mitochondrion organization; RNA processing. The transcript has 2 exons. Gene Ontology annotation, cellular component: mitochondrion. The record is from RefSeq and is a predicted model, not a curated record. Gene Ontology annotation, molecular function: mRNA binding; protein binding.
AUGAUUGAUAAAGGGGUUGAGCAUAAUGUAGUUUGUUACAACAGUUUGAUCAAUGGGAUUUGUCAGAAAUCAAGUUUGCACCUAGAUGACAGAUCCGAGAGGACGAUUCGAGCUACAGACAAGGUGUUUGAUGAAAUGCGUGAUAGAGGAAUUGAACCUGAUGUUACUACCUACUCGAUUUUGCUUCAUAGGUUGGAGGGGAUGAAGUUGAAAGGGAUUUGCCCAAGUGUAGCUACCUAUACUUCAGUUGUUAAGUGUCUUUGCUCAUGUGGGAGGCUUGAUGAUGCUGAAAGUUUUUUUUUAGUUUGCAAGGUGAAUGAAAAUGAGGUUAAAGCAUCCGGGUACCCUACAACUCGACCCGGAAAAGUCGGGUACCCGCAAGCCGGGUACCCGGUUUUUCCGGGUCGGGUCACGGGCCGACUUUUCAACUACCUGCAAAUGCAGGUACCCGCUUUUUCGGGUACACGAAAAGCCAGGUAUCCGGUAUUGAACACCCCUACUAGCAGGCAUAGAGUUUGCAUUGAAGAUAUGGAGACACUAUCUGUAUAG